UUCCUACAAGCCCCGUGACCACCACCACCAGAUGCAGAUGUGCACCCCCAGCAACACACCUGCCACGCCGCCCAACUUCCCUGACGCGCUGGCCAUGUUCUCCAAGCUUCGCACCUCCGAGGGUCUGCAGAACAGCAACAGCCCCAUGACUGCUGUGGCCUGCUCCCCUCCUGCAAACUUCAGCCCUUUCUGGGCCUCAUCCCCACCUAGCCACCAGGCUGCCUGGAUCCCGCCCUCCUCCCCGACGGCCCACAGCUUCCACCACCUCCACCACCCACAGCCCACGUGGCCCCCGGGAGCACAGCAGGGGGGCACCCAGCAGAAAGCCGUGGCUGCGAUGGAUGGCCAGAGAUGAGACUGGAUGCGGCCGGGCGCUGGGCUGGAGCUGGGGGGCGGUCCAGGGUCGUGGGGGACACAGGAGGGCCAGGGCAGGGGGGAGCUGGGGCGGGCAGGGGUUUCCUGAAGUUCGCACUGGAAGAUUUUAUAAAAGAGUUUUUGUGGGUGGGGGGACAGUAAACUUCCUGAGCCACUUGGGUCCUUCAGGAGUUUCUCUUCAGGCAAGUUUUUCUUUUUAAUAUAUAACUAUAAUAUAUAUGAAUAUAUAAAAUUAACUAAUGUCUGUGAGAAUGGGCUGGCUGACCGGGGUGCUGAGUCAGCAGGGAUGGGCCAGAGAAUCCUCCCCUUGGGCCAGCACCCCUUCCUCCACCCCAGUCCCAGGGAAGGUGCUUGGAAGCCAGGUGGUGUGCCCUUGCAGUCACACGGAGUCUGCCAGCUGCCUCCUUUCAAAGGUCUCACCUCUGGAAUCCUCUGGGAGAAGGACCACCCGCUUCUCCAAGUGGUGGCUGCAGGAGGGGCUCCCAGAGCUGCUGGUGUGGGGGCCUCUUUGCCAUCACGAGGCUCUCCCCACCCCCAGUUAGUGGCUGGCUCCUCAGUGGCUCUCUGGCUCUUGUCACCUCUCUCGGUGUCACCUCUGUCUCCAGCUGGGUGUGCAGGGCUCGUGCGGGGCCGCAGAGCUGGCUCAGGCCAAGGGCCCGGGCUCUGCUGGCAGGGGCUUGCCCCGCAGCCGCCCGCCCUCCCUCACCGCGCCCGGCCGCACGGCUGACAGCAGAGGGCUUGCCUUUGGAUGUAGUUCCCAAAUCAAUCAUCUCACCAGGGUAAAAUUUUAAUUUAAAAACUUAAAAGAGUAACUUUU
Vicugna pacos (alpaca) is the source of this 1192-nucleotide messenger RNA. NCBI's taxonomy places the organism in Eukaryota, Metazoa, Chordata, Mammalia, Artiodactyla, Camelidae. The record is from RefSeq and is a predicted model, not a curated record.